AUGAAAGAGUCUCAUUUCAAAUAAAAGAAGUUUCCGAUCGUGAAAAGAUUGCAAAUAAUAUGGCUAAUAAUAUUUAAAAGACAAAAGCAAUUUAAAAAAAAUAAAACUAAGAUAUGUAAUUAAUUAAGGAAUUGCUAACAUGUAUUUAUCUUGUUUAAUUAAAUAGAUUAAAAAGAGCUGUUAAUUCAGGGACACCUUUAAAAGUGGCGACAGUACUCUCAAAUUCACAUGGAAAUAGCUUAGUUAAAUCUAUCUUACAAAGAAAGUUCACAGGUACUUCGGGUUUAGGUUUAAAUUCUUCUAAAACUCCCUAAGUUACUAAAUUCAACAACCAAACACCUUUAUCUAAUAAUUAAAACAAAAAAUCUAACAGCUAAAAAACAAAUACUACAAAUUCUAAUUAACAAAAUUAAAAAAUAUAAAUUUAAGAAGAUACUCCUCUUUUAAAAUUUUGAAAACAAACUAUCAUUUCAUAACUAACAAAUAAAACAUCAAAUCUUUUAAUCUAUUUUUAUGUCAAUAAAUUAUGUUUAAUAAUAACUAUUAUAUUUUUUUUUUGGUAAAAAUUACUUAAUUCUAUAUUGUAUAUGCUAAUCAAAUUGUAUUUAUUAAAUUUUAAAGGAAAAUAUUUAAAAAAUCAAACAUCCAACAAAUUUUAUAAUUUAUUUUUACAUCAAUUAGUUAUGUUUAAUUAUAAAUGUAAUAAAGUAUUUUUGUAAAAAUAAUAUAGUUUUUUUCUUUAAUCAAUUUUUUACUAAUUAAAUUUUAAAACAUAAGUGUUUUCAAAUAAAUUAAAUGAUUCUACUUUUUAUUACUUAAUUUAAUAAAAUUAUUAAUGUUUUAAAAUAAAUAAUAUGA
Molecule: messenger RNA, 858 nt
Organism: Tetrahymena thermophila SB210
Lineage: Eukaryota; Ciliophora; Oligohymenophorea; Hymenostomatida; Tetrahymenidae
Product: transmembrane protein, putative
Exons: 2
Source: RefSeq, a predicted model, not a curated record